Molecule: messenger RNA, 1389 nt
Organism: Gadus chalcogrammus (walleye pollock)
Lineage: Eukaryota; Metazoa; Chordata; Actinopteri; Gadiformes; Gadidae
Product: netrin-G1-like
Exons: 6
Coding region: 1-1389 (462 amino acids)
Molecular function (GO): cell-cell adhesion mediator activity
Source: RefSeq, a predicted model, not a curated record
AUGCUGUGGGCUGCGCUGCUCGCGUUGCAGGGCGUGUGUGUGGGCGCCGCACACGGCAUGCAGCACUACCCGGCGGCGUGGGGCCACUACGACGUGUGCAAGUCCCAGAUCUACACCGAGGAAGGCCUGGCCUGGGACUACAUGGCCUGCCAGCCGGAGGCCGUCGACAUGACAAAGUACCUGCGUGUGACCAUCGACCCCCCCAACAUCACGUGUGGCGACCCUCCGGAGACGUACUGCGCACUGGAGAAUCCGUACAUGUGCAACAACGAGUGUGACGCCUCCACGGAAGAGCUGGCCCACCCCCCGGAGCUGAUGUUUGACUUUGAGGGCCGCAACCCCACCACCUUCUGGCAGUCCACCUCGUGGAAGAAGUACCCCAAGCCGCUGCAGGUCAACCUCACCCUGUCCUGGAACAAGACCAUCGAGCUGACGGAUGACAUCAUCCUCACGUUCGAGUCGGGCCGUCCGGAGCAGAUGGUGCUGGAGAAGUCCCUGGACCAGGGCCGCACCUGGACGCCCUACCAGUUCUACGCCACCGACUGCCUGGACGCCUUCACGAUGGAGCCUAAGACGGUGAACGAGCUGACGCAGCGCACCCUGCUGGACAUCAUCUGCACCGAGGACUACUCCCGCGGCUACGUGUGGAAGAACGACAAGACGGUGCGCUUCGAGAUCAAGGACCGCUUCGCGCUGUUCGCAGGGCCCCGCCUCCACAACAUGGCCUCUCUGUACGGACAGCUGGACACCACCAAGACCCUGAGGGACUUCUUCACCAUCACGGACCUGAGGAUUAGGCUGCUGAAGCCCGCUACCGGAGCUACCAUGGUGGACGAGAACAACCUGUCGAGAUACUUCUACGCAAUCUCCGACAUCAAGGUCCAGGGCAGGUGCAAGUGCAACCUGCAUGCCAACACCUGUGUGUACGACAAGGGCAGGCUGGGCUGUGAGUGUGAGCACAACACCACAGGACCCGACUGCAGCCGCUGUAAGAGACAUUACCACGGCAGGGCCUGGAGCGUGGGCUCCUACCUGCCCAUACCAAAAGGAACGGCCAAUAUAUGUAUUCCCAGUGGUCACGGAGCUUCAGAUCGGGCAAAUGCUUCAUCCCUUGGUGUUGCAAAUCGUAACCAAGCGCGGGUGUGCGACAACGCGAUGCUGCGCUGUCAGAACGGCGGCACCUGCCACCACCACCAGCGGUGCCACUGCUCUGCGGGCUUCACCGGCGUCCUGUGCGAGAGGGCGCGCUGCUCGGGGGGCGAGUGCGACGGCCAGUCGUCCGGACAGGACCCCCUGCUGCUGCUGCUGCUGCAGCCCAGCCACCACAGCGGCCCCCUGGGGGCCCUCGCCGCCCUGGCGCUGCCCCUGUUGUCCAUGACGCUCUGCUGA